AUGACUCAAAGUAAUAAGAAUUUACUAGCUCCUUGUACAAGAGACUACACAAUAAAUUUAAGCAAGAUGGUCCAUAAGGUAACUUUCAAAAAGAGAGCACCUAGAGCAAUUGAAGGUAUCCGAAAAUUUGCAGGACGCAUAAUGAAGACAUCUGAUGUCAGGAUUGAUAUUAAAUUAAAUAAGUUUAUCUUUAGUAAAGGUAUUAGGAACUUGCCACCACGUGUACGUGUUCGUAUUUCAAGGAAACUUAGUGAGACGGAAGAUGCAAAGGAGAAUGUAUUUACACUUGUUCAAUAUAUACCUGUUGCAUCAUUUGCUGGCCUUCAGACAGAGAAAGUUCAGGACUAA
Molecule: messenger RNA, 348 nt
Organism: Cryptosporidium muris RN66
Lineage: Eukaryota; Apicomplexa; Conoidasida; Eucoccidiorida; Cryptosporidiidae
Product: 60S ribosomal protein L31, putative
Exons: 2
Coding region: 1-348 (115 amino acids)
Biological process (GO): cytoplasmic translation
Cellular component (GO): ribosome; cytosolic large ribosomal subunit
Molecular function (GO): structural constituent of ribosome
Source: RefSeq, a predicted model, not a curated record